GACGGCAAAUUCAUUUGCAAACCAAUUGCGGUAUAAACUACUUCGCUGGCUUCGUUCGCGUAUUGAGUGUGUUUCAUUUGCUAAGUGUUUUGUGAAUUACCGCAGCGACGGUAUCGAUUGGUCCUGUUCGGUCAGAGCACUUGCUCGGCUAGGUAGAGAUUGAUCGCACUAUCCGCAAGCGUGCAGAAUGGGCCUGCUAGAACAAUUGCAGGAACAAGGAUGGUACAUCACGCAACCCGGCUUAGACAAGCUGCUGGAAGGUGAAAAAAAUGGAUCCACCUCGAACGUCGACGUGAAACAAGUUGUGAAAUUGGCCUUGAAUACCGAUUUGAGAGAGUAUGGCGGCGGAGCGCUCAGCAGCUUAGCCGCACGGGGCACAAAGUCGGAAACAUUCGAUGGGCAUGGUGUGGUGCAGCUGGUAAAGCUGCGCAAUCUGGGCGCACCGAAGGUAAACGAAGAGUCGAAAGUAGCUCCACGCCUGCUGAAGCUUACGGUCACCGACGGACAAACGCAGUUCGUUGCCCUUGAGCAUGAGCACAUUCCUUCGCUCAGCCUUAACACGCCGCCGGGCACAAAGAUUCUGCUGAAAAAUGGUCCCAUCCGUAUCAUACAGGGUGUGAUGAUGCUGAGCGAAAAGAACGUACAGGUAAUCGGGGGACACGUUACGGCGCUGGUCGAAAAAUGGGAACUAAGCCGCACCAUGGCCAAAUACGCAAAGGGUGGUCGGUUGCAGUUCAGCACUUCCGGACCGCCGCCGUGGAUUCCUUUCGGACAGAAAAUCCAACAACCGGUAGCGGCGACCGAUAAGGACUUUAAGAGCCUGCAACCGAAAGAAAAAGAGGAAUCGACGGAAAAUACGGCCUUCAAUGCAUUACGCAACGAUGCCAUUGCGGAAGCCACGAAGCUUGGCACCAAGAAAACAUUCGGAGGCGGUGCAAAGCAGAUGGUGGACGCAAAUGUGCAGAAAAUAAUGGACAAAGGUUUCACAGAAGAGCAAGCAACCCAUGCGCUUAAGCAGACGCGUAACAAUGUCCACCGAGCACUAAGCAACCUGCAGCGAAUAGAAGACCGAAAACAGGCACAAGCCGAUUCGGCAUCCGGCGGUGGCAAAGGGGACGGAGGUAAAUCGGGAGGAAAGCGCGGUUUCGGCAAGCGGGACGAUGACGCAGAGAUGCAAUCGAAACCAUCCGGAAAGGUGUCACUAUUUGAUUAUUUUGGCGAUAUACUGCAGGAUACUGAUUCAGCAUCCACGACAGCCGGAACAUCCGGCGGUGGUAAGAAAUCAAGCAGCAAAGAAUCGACACCGAAUGAAAAGGAACAGAACCGAGCGCGAAGCGAUAGUGCCGCCAGGCAAACGGGUAACAACCGUCACCCACAAUCGAAGAAUCAAUCGGCGGGUGGCGCAAACCGUUCCCACGGUGACAAUGGUAGCAGCCAUAAUUCCACCACAGGAAUGGUUAAUGGCGGCAGCGCGAAGAAUUACAACCAACGUUUUGAGAACAAUAUUUCAAGUAGUUUUGCGAACCGCAACACAACCACCUCGUCGUCAGGCCGUGGUGCGGAACGAGUUCGCAAUGAUCAGCACAGCAGCCAGCAAGGACAGAGCCAAUACUCGAACCAAUCGCGUGAGACACAGCGAGAUCAGCAGUCCAGCUACAAGCAGUCGGAUUAUUACGGAUCAUCGGGCAACAGCCGUUACCGAGGAACCAAUACCAAUGAUAAUCAUUCCUCCAGUUCAUCCAAUAAUCCUUCCGCUAGCACCGGUGCACGGGGUGCAAAUUCGCGCGCUGGUGAUUCGAAAUACAACCAGCAACAUCAAACAUCCGGCUACAGUCAUGGUUCGCAACAGCAGCGCCAGGACGGUUACAACAAUAACAGCAGUAACAGUAAUGCAACCGCUGGUGGAAAAUAUAAUGGCAAAGGCCAACCAAACAGUAAUACAGCGGGCUACGGUAACAAUAGCUAUGGUUCGGACGGACGAAACCAUCAACAGCAAUCAUCUCAGUACGGGCAUGGUUCAGCUUCGCACGAAAGUCGCUCGGUGGGAGGUGGUAGCAGCGGCAAACCCAGUUCUGCAACGCAAGGUACAUCGAAUCAACAGCAUGGCACAUCGCAGCAACAAUCAUCCUAUGGAAAUGCAUCUAAGCAGCCCGGGUAUCACAAUCAGCACCAGGGCUCAAGCUCGGCGUACAACAGCAGUGCCGCAAACGGUAACAACGUUCAUAAUCAAUACAAUCAGCAAGCCAGUGGUGGUAACCAUGGCAACAAUUACGGCGGCGGCGCUAAUAACGGGUCCAAGAACUCUAACAAAAAUGGCCGCUAUGGAGGAAAAGAUGAAUCUCAUAAAUAUACGGGAGUUAAUGCGUCGCAGAGCACCGCCAAUAACACGCAGCAAUCUAAGAAAGGACCUGCAAAGACUCACGGAUCACAGCAGCAAUCGAAUACUGCGCAGAGUAAUGCAACCGAUCAACAUUCGUCCUACGUUUCAGCAGGUGGCAGUAAACAAGGAGCUGCGAACACGACCGCCAAUAGCAAGAUGAAUCAAGUUACGGAACAGAUGGGAGGUAUGCAACUAACCGGCAGUAAGGCGUCGGGUUACAACGCUACAAACACUGGUAACAACUCGUCAAAUGUGCCGGUUUCAUCUUCCACGCCGUCGGCGGCUAACAAACCUGUUUCGAUGAAACAGACAAACACUAACAAUACAAACGCCGCAACGGUUACGCCGCCUCAUGCCCCGCAGGUAGCUUCCCCUCCUGGAAUAGCGCCGCCACCUACAGCUGUUACCAAUGCGCCAGCCGGACCCGGCGGUCCAUCUCCUGGCGCUCCAGUAACCCCUUCACCGGGCGUCGGUGUUAGUGCCGGUGGGCCACCGAGCGUACCGAAAAAUUUCAUUCAGCUUCCGAAUGGAUAUAAUUACAAUCCAUACCAGAUCAUGGGUUUCCAGAAUAAGCAAACGAACGAGUUUGCGUUGAAUGUUCUCAAAAGCCAACAGCAGUUUGACCCGAUGCAGCAGCAACCACAUCUCGGAACUCCCGGUCCGGUUCCGCCUACUGUGUCGCCGGUCGGACCGAAUGUUGUUUCGCUGGCACCGAAUGUAACACCAUCUGGCGUACUUGCCCAACCGCCUCCUCCACCUGCCGCCGUACUCGCCACUGCCCCCAGCCCGGGAUCAGUUCCGACUCACGGUACACUAGGCCCGGCCACCAUGUCCAUGGCACCGGCUAUGGCACCGCCAAACGCUACGCUAUCCGCUGUCUAUCCCAGCUGGAAGAUUGGCGAUCGAUGCUUGGCUAAGUAUUGGGAAGAUGGAGGGUUCUAUACGGCGGAAAUUACUGACACUUCGAAGAACACAUUCGUUGUACAUUUUCUCGAAUAUGGCAACUACGAGGAGGUGCUGAAAACGGAUUGUAUUCCCAUCACACAAACAGCCACCCCUGCAGCACCUGCUCCGAUAGCACUCAGCUAUCAUCCCGCACCCGCCCAACCUCAUAUGCCGCCACCGCAUCCGGCAGCAGCUCCUGUACCAUUUGCUCCCCAUCCAGGCCAUCCUCAUCUUGCGCAUCAGCAUCACCACGGACACGUUCCUUCCCAUCAUGCGCCUCCAAUGGCGGCUGCACCAGGGGCGUACCAGGCUCCGAUGCAAGAUAUUACGCAUGGUGCCCAACACGCGCACUAUGCACCGUUCAAACCGGGCCCAAUGGCUCCGGUGGGCGCACCAAUCCCAACCCCUCCGGGUCAGGGUCAACUUCCACCAGCGAUGAACCAGUAUCAGCCAACCCAACAUCACCUUCAUCAGGCGCAGCAGCAGCAACAGCAGCACCAUCUCUCCCAGCAACAACAACAGCAGGGUGGUCAUAUGCCGCAGCAUCAUCACCAGUCACAGAUGUCACUACACGGUCAACAACGGCCUGGCGGAAAGUUUCGAGAACAGCGUCCGAUGUAUGUACCACCGGCGCAACGUAAAUAAGUAGCGGACAGUUUGUAAGGCCCACCAUCGGUUUUCAUGCCUAAGCACUUCUGUACCAGGCGCUCAGUAAGUAGUUUAGUGCAUUUUCUACUAACAUGAACUAACCGAACUUUCGGAAUUGGGCCCCAUAACUAACAAUGUUUGAAACACUCUUUUUAGAGCGCAGGUUGUUGUUUCGCCACUGCCAUUGCUAGAUCAACAGCAUCAUGGAUAGUUUUCCGUGUUUCCUUUUUUUGCAUGUGGAGAUGAAGUAAGAUCACUCAGUUGAUUAAAUAUGGAGAACACUGCUGUUUCUUUGUCCGUAGAUGCACAGAUUUUAAAUGUGGUAGCUGUGUUUGUUCCUUCUGACGACAGGAAGUCAGCCUGUGAGCGAAGGCAUUAAAUAUAAACAUUUUGCAAAAAUGUUUCUGUAUGUUUUGUUGUGGCCUGUAUUAUGUUUUACAAGUAUUCAAAUACCAAACACGCACGUAACUGAUCUUGGACUUCUCUGGUUUCCUACCUGCGCUCCACCAUCCGUUUCGAAUCGGUACGGUUGGAUUAGGAAUAGUUGUCUGGGAAAUUUAAAUUCGGUACGAAAUUAGUCACAAAAAGUCGCCAUUUUCCAUGUUAAAUAACAAAUAUUGGAAUCCGUACGGUGUAAGUUCGUUGGCACAUUGGAAAAGAAUCGAUUCCAAACGUAACCAAUACCGUUUCGCUGAUCUUUAGCAUACUACUACUGUCGUACUUUUUUAUGGUCUCUGAAAAUCAAUAUUUGAUACAAUCAAGCAGGAAAACAUUGGAAAAAUGAGAUAAGUAAAGCAAUGCGUUGCAUUGUGUGGAUAGAAUUCACUUCCUCGAUUGAUUGAAUAAAAAUGAAUGAAUCGUUGUAUAU
Molecule: messenger RNA, 4841 nt
Organism: Anopheles moucheti
Lineage: Eukaryota; Metazoa; Arthropoda; Insecta; Diptera; Culicidae
Gene: Tdrd3
Product: tudor domain-containing protein 3
Exons: 5
Coding region: 188-3970 (1260 amino acids)
Biological process (GO): mRNA processing
Cellular component (GO): cytoplasm; nucleus
Molecular function (GO): protein binding; RNA binding
Source: RefSeq, a predicted model, not a curated record